Saprolegnia diclina VS20 is the source of this 4409-nucleotide messenger RNA. RefSeq lists its product as hypothetical. Bases 23 to 4303 code for a protein of 1426 amino acids. The record is from RefSeq and is a predicted model, not a curated record. Gene Ontology annotation, biological process: mitotic spindle organization; regulation of mitotic cell cycle. Gene Ontology annotation, cellular component: mitotic spindle. NCBI's taxonomy places the organism in Eukaryota, Oomycota, Saprolegniomycetes, Saprolegniales, Saprolegniaceae. The transcript is spliced from 6 exons. Gene Ontology annotation, molecular function: protein binding.
AAAACACCCAACGCGAUCUUUGAUGGCGAGCGGACGGGCCAAGCUCACGCUGGAGCGCGUGCUGGGCACGACCGCGCAUGGCAACGCGAGCAUGAGCGUGAGCAGCGUGAGCGGCGAGAUUGCGUACGCGGCCGGCUGCGUCGUCGUCAUGUACAACUUUCGCCGGGACAAGCAGACGCGCUACUACCGCGUCGAGAAGCCGGUCUCGGCGCUCGCCUUCUCGGGCGACGGCCGUCUCCUCGCGAUUGCCGAGAAGGGCCAUGCACCGGCGAUCACCGUCUGGGACGUGACCACCGGGCAGCUGCGCGCCGACCUCAAGCGCCAUACGCACGGCGUGGCGGCGGUCGCUCUGUCCACGGACGGCCGCCUCCUCCUCUCGGCCGGCCUCGUCCACGACAAGAUGCUGUACGCAUGGGAUACGGCGACGCAGACGCUGCUCGGCGCAGCGGUGCUCUCGACCAAGAUCCACGGCCUCGACUACAGCGUAUGCGGCCGCGCAUUCGUGUCGGUCGGGGAUGCCCACGUCACGUUUUGGCGCCUCGAUAGCAACGACCGCCUCGAAACGAGUGGCCAGCUCCUCCCGGAUGGGCUCGCCGAACUACGUCCGACGCCAGCGACCAUGUCCCGACUGGGCGACGCUGCUUUUGUCGGCGUCAGCUGCAGCGACACCAAGACGUUUGGCGUCACGCGCUGCGGGUUUCUGUGCUGCUUUGGCGGCACGACCAUGGAGCGGCUCGUGUCGAUCGAAGCGGCGAGAGGCUUUGCGGUUUCGGUGACGACCGAGUUUGUCGCUGUCGGUGGCGCCUCGUCGAUCGUCCGACUCUUCGACCCAAUCACACUCGAAUACAAGACGACGCUGCCGUUCCCGGCGCACUGCAGCGCGACACCGCUGAGCGACCACCUCCUACUGCCGCCGACACCGACGGCCUUUCCUGCCGUCGUCGCCGUGCGGUUGACUGGCGCGCACAUUGCCAUACUGUACGCCGACCGUGCGCUGUUGUUGCUCGAGAUUCCGACGCGGACUGUGACGCGGUCGUUCUUGUUUCAUAGCGGCCCGAUCAACGGCGUCGCCGCGGUCGGGGCCGUGACCGGCCUCGACGCCCGGCAGCGCACCCAGUGGGCCGCCCCCGCGACGUCGGCAACGCACCCGAUCCCAGACGGAACGUUUGCUACCGUCUCGGACGACCACACGUUGCGCCUAUGGCACCUCGAGUACACCAAGAAGCACAAAUUCCCACAGCCGUGGUGUCACGCCCACAGCAGCGACCUCGUCGCGUCGAUUGUCGUCAGUGACGCGCCCGUGUCGAUCGCGUCCGAGUCGGUGCCCGAUGUUCACACGCCUCGGGACUCGGUGGACGCAACGGGUGACACAGGGCUCCAGUGCCUCGCAGUCUAUGCGGCGUCCAAGAUUGCGGUCGGCGACAAGCACGGGCACAUUCAUCGCAUCGACUUGCAGUGGCCUCUCAAGCGACCGGCGCCGCUGCCGACGCCGCACGCAAGCGCCGUCCUCUCGAUCGCGUACGGUCCGCAAGGGCACUUGGCCUCGGGUGGACGGGACCGGCUCCUCCACGUUUACGCGCCGACGGGCGACCUUCUCAAGAAGCUGGAGAAUCACUCGGGCGCGGUGCACUGCGUGCGCUUCUCGGACGACGGCAAGCGCAUCGUGUCGGGCGGCGCCGACCACGCGAUCGUGUUUACGCAGGUGACGGACGACCGGAUCUUCCGCUACAACUCGAUGACCGUCAAUGGUGGCCGCCUCCACGACGUCGCUGUCCUUGGCAACGACCAUAUUCUCUCGGCCGUGCAUGCGCGCGUCGACGUCCAUACACUCGUCAGCAACAAACACGUUGCUUCGUACGCCCUCGGCGAACACCACCACAUUGGCGUGACGCCCGGACCGUCCCUCGUCGCGCUCUCGGGCGCCACCGACAAGACGGUCUACGUUGUGGACUAUGCGACAGGCGACGUCCUGACCAAGGCGGCGGGGCAUGGUGAUGCCGUCACAGGCGUCCUCUUCACAUUAGACGGGCGUCGCCUCAUUUCGACGAGCGCUGACGGCUGCAUCUUUGUGUGGCGUCUCUCGGAUGACCUCCAAACACGCUACAAGGCGCAGCUACCUCUCGUGGCGGCGCCAGCAAUGACCGUCGCCGACGCACCGCCCGUCAUGCCACCUGUCCUUGCCAUGCCGCCGCCCGCGCCUCCCGUGCCAGUGCGAACGACGCCGUCUGCGCCUGUUGUCGUUCUGGCACCGCCUGCACACGUCCCUACAAGCCCCGAAACAAAGGUUCCAACGCCAACCGAGAUACCCGCCAAGACGUCAACCGAAAUGGAGAUCGUCGCAAAGUCGUGGCAAAACGGAAAGCAAGUCGUGCCGGGUCCGAUGGCGCCGCUACCGAUGGAAGACUGGAUGAAGACGCGGGGGCCACCGCUACCACCCGUCGAGCUCACGCCGCCCAAGAUCGCCGACGCGCCUUUGGACCGGGUCCCGGACUGGGCGCGGACGAUCAAGCCGCUGUCAUCAGACCCAUCGCCCUUUGUCGUCGAGCCUCGAGGAAAGUGGGGCGCCGCCGGUGUUGUCGACAGCAUCGCGGCCGUCGACUCGAGCUCCGACUCCGACUCGGAGGCUGGCGACGACAACGACGAUGACACCAAGGACGGGAUGGAGACCCAAACGCUGUACAUUAAACAGUCGAGCGGUGCACUCCAGUCAGUCGACGUACCGAUCAAGCGCUCAAGUGCGUCGGACGCUGAAAUCGCCGAGCUCCUCGCGGCGGCGACGGCAGCCACGACGCUGGACCACGCGCGGGAGCUGCACUCGAAGCGCAAAAUGCAGCGAGAGACUGCCCUCGCGGUUGCCGAGAUGCAGUCGAAGCUCGGGCAGCUCGGAAUUCUCAAGCAACGCAAGCCCGAGUACGAAAAUGAUAGCUUCACUGCUGGCUACCACGCCGAAGUCCACGGCGGCGGUCUCGGCCGGGUGACGACCGACGUCGACAGUAGCACCGUCGUCAUGCAGUCGUUUGACGUUCCCUCGGUCGAUGUCAAGGUGGUGCCACUGCCGAGUCCCCCGCCACCGAUGGUACCUCGUGUCUCAAUUAGCCUCGAUAUGACACCGACGGACGUGUCCUUGGGCCAAUUUAUUGCGGGACACAAGUUACAGCCAGAGCCCACGCCUUCGGUGGAAACGUCUCAGAGCAUUGACGUCACACCGGUCAACAUGUCCUUAAGCCGGUUUCUGGACGGUGACGGACUGGUCAUGACAGCCAGCGUUGAUUUGACGCCAACUAACGCAUCCCUGAGCACUUUUACUACCGGGUAUCACAUCCCGUCACCCGACAUCCGCCGUGACGCAACCCCAGCGACCAGCGUGGAUAUGACGCCCACGGACGUGUCGCUGAGUGUCUUUACGACAGGGUACGCGCCCGAGGCUCAACCCUCGGUGCAGCCAAGCGUCUGCGACAGCAUUGACGUGACGUCGUCACUCAGUCGCUACGUCACGGGCUAUGACGCAGCCCCGACAGCCGUCUCGACGAGCAUUGACGUACGCAACGUGUCGCUGAGUACGUUUGUUGCGGGUCAUGCACCAAGCACAGCGUCGGUCUCUCAGAGCCUCGAACCAACAUCAACCUCCUUCAGUGCGUUCACGACGGGCUACAACCGCCGCAGUGUCGAAACGAGCGCGAGUCUGAACCUCAGCAACGUCUCUUGGAGUGCGUUUACCUCUGGGCACCAGCCGACCGACGUUGUUGCAGCCAGCAUCGAGAUACCGGUCAAUAUGUCGCUCAGCAUAUUCGUGGCUGGGCACCAUCCGCUGUCGCCCAAAGCUCGCGCCGAGGUGAUUGCCGACCCAGCGCCACCCGCAGCCGCCACGACAUCAUCUACCAGCAGCAGCAUCGACCUCACCAAUGUCUCGCUCAGUCAUUUCGUGCACGGACUCGACCUUAGCCUUGAUGGUGCUGCCACGCCGCUACGACCGCCGAGCCAAGCCUCCGUGUCGUCAUCCAGUGAAAGCAUCGACCUCACGAACGCAUCACUGAGUCAUUUCGUGCACGGCCAUGACGAUCUUUUAACUGGACCUUCCAGCGACGGUGUGAAGGAGUCGACCAGCAACGAUUCGGGGAGCGCGGAAGUUAUACCACCGUUCAACGACGUAAUGCAGAACUUGCACGCCCAAGUCGGCGCAACUGUCGAUGUCUUCGCCCACGUCGUUGCGGUCAACACGGCGGACAAGGAAGCCGCCGAGAUCGCCGAGAUGGCCCGGCUCCUCCAGCUCAAGAUUGCAGCCUACGCUGCUCGCACUACCUGAAGACACUUUUGUCCCUCGCUUCGACCCUUGCGUUGGCAUUGCAUUUUUUCAAUUUAACGCUGUAUGGCGAACGAGGGUUGGGGUUGGUACAUGGCUCGUCAACGAC